AUGGAUUCUACAGUAUCCGAGCGAUGUUUGUACGGCCGGUUACACAUCAGGGUGAGUGCACAGUGCAGUGAAAUGAGUUUAGAGAAAAAGCGAAUGUACGGUGCGGACGAGGAAGAAAUUGCACAGUGCGAUUUUUAAAAAGUCAACGCACAGUGCAAAAAAAUAUAAAAAAAUGUUUUGCACAGUGCAAAAAAAUCGUUUCAAAAUUUGCGAUUUGCACUGUGCAAGAGGAAAGAAAGGAUUUUCGCACGGUGCAAAAGGUUUGUCGCGAGGUUCGUACAGUGCAAAUGGUCUGUCGCAAAAUCCGCACAGUGCAAAAAAGGUUGCAACGGAUUAUUCGAAACUCAGACUGCACUGUGCGGUCGAACGAAAAAAAUAAAAUUUUAUUUUGCACCGUGCAGAUUGAUGCUUUUCCGAAAUCGCACAGUGCAAAAGAAAAGUCACCGCACUGUGCAAUUUGUCGCGGGUUGUUUUGAAUUCUGACCGCACAGUGCAAUCAACUGGGAAGGAAAAACACCUCAAAACUUUCGAAAUUUUGCACCGUGCAAAUUGAUUCCUUCCCGAAAUUGCACAGUGCAAAAUUUUGCCGCACGGUGCAAAAAUCGCGGUUCAAAAUUCAAAAAAACUUUUGCACGGUGCAAAUUGAUUCUUUUCCGAAUUCGCACAGUGCAAAAAAAUCAUCGCACUGUGCAAUUUGUCGCGGGUUGUGUUAAAUUCUGACCGCACAGUGCAAUCAACUGGGAAGAAGGGAGAUCAGCACGGUGCAAAACUUGCGACAUUUUGCACCGUGCAAUUUUUGUCGCCAAUGUCUUUGUCGCACGGUGCAAAAGUUUUUUUGGAUUCACGACAAAUCAAAAUCCUCUUAUUUUUGCACAGUGCAAAAAAAUUGUUGGAUCAAUUUUCGCACUGUGCAGGGAUAAAAUUUCAAUCGCACAGUGCACUCAAAAUUCUUGCACUGUGCAAAAAAUUAAAUUUGUCAAAAAAUGUAAAAUACGACUGACAUGUUCGAUUUUCAGAGUGGAAUCAAGCUGAUUAUCGCGGUUGGAGUUGUUGUUCUGAUCGCGCUCACCGCAUUGUUGGCGAUUUACUUCCGAAAAGCGAUUUUCGUCUUGAGCAUUUCGUACAUUGUGACGAUUUUGACGGCGGGCGCGGUUUUCCGCCGCGAUCACCGGUUUAUGUACCCUUUAUUGGGGGUGUCGGUAAGUUGAAUUUGCAAACACUCAAAUAAAAAAAAAUUCAAUUUCAGUACUUCCACAUCUUCCUAGCAUCACAUUUACUGUUAAUUUUUGCGUUUUACUUCUUCUUCAAGCCCUUGUACAUUCUUAUGGUGUUCAACUGGGCGUUUGACAGUGAGUUUUCCGCGAUUUUUGGAGAAGUAAAAGACUUGACUCAAAGUCAAGUGUUCCUCUCGGUUAAAAUAUGCGAUUUUGACGGGUUUAUCGAUAAAGUUGAGGUCUAAUAUUACUUUUAUGACCCUGAAAUACCAUGUAGUUAUAUCUACAUAGCUUUUUUAGCCAGCAAUUUGGUUAAAUUCCACUGAGAGCAACACUUGACCAAAUGGGUCAAGUCUUUCUUUCUCUCGCAAAAUCGUUCAUUUGAGCCAAUAAAACCUCCAAUUUCAGCUCUCGACACCGGCAAGAACCUCGGCUACUACGUGAAAUGUUUUGUCCUGGUCCUCGGCAUCUCCCUGUUCCUGGCUUACAACGUUUGGCAAGCCGCGAUGGCCAAGCAUUUCCUCGACCAUUUGCAACAAAACGACCUCCGACUGGACUCGGUGAUCAAGGUGAACGGCUCGACCUCAUCAUCCGUCGCCCUGAACUACAGUCAUUCCGAGUCGCCAAAGCCCGAGAAACGGAACACGAUUGUUUUCGUGGGAGGACCCGAACUUCAGCCAAUGAGCACCGAGAAAACGGAAAAUGGAUUCUGA
This is a messenger RNA of Bursaphelenchus xylophilus (pine wood nematode), 1927 nucleotides long. Lineage: Eukaryota; Metazoa; Nematoda; Chromadorea; Rhabditida; Aphelenchoididae. The record is from the annotation of a GenBank genome assembly.